CCGAGGUCUCCCUCAUAGGCUCCUUAUUUCUUCUCCAUGGAAACCGAGCUGAGUCCUCCGAGUCCGAAGGCGCUCCGGCUCCAGCCCGGGGUUCGUGGCAGGAGAGGCGGUUGACAGUUGGUCGGAGCCAGCAACAGCCUCCAUGUCGGGGUGGAGGCGCUGGCGGCUGGGGCUGGGGCGGUGCGUGGCCAACCCGGCGCUGAGCUGGCGACAGGACCAAGCGUUGGGCACUACCAUGCGCAUCGUGCGGGAACUGGGGCCCACCGCUUUCGUCCUGCAGGAGGAGGAGGAGGAGGAGCAGCGGGCUGCCGAGCACAGGGUUUCCUUGGGGAACCCUCACUCGUGCAGCUGUUUAGUAUUCGUGAAAGAGAAGGACCUCUGCAAACAUAUCUGCUGGUUAUUGCUGAAAAAAUUCAAACUUCCAAGAGACCAUGAAUAUGCAUUAAAGCUGGGUCUUGUGGAAAGAGAAAUUAACUAUGUGCUUCAGGGUCGACACAUUGCUUCACAACCAAGAGUAGUUACCACUUUAACUAAGGAGUGGCAGACAGGUGAUGAUGCAUACAUUAAACAAAAAGAAAUUGACAAUGAAGAUAUAUGCCCUAUUUGUCAGGACAUACUGCUCAAGAAAAUGCUUCCUGUGACUUACUGCAGGUUUGGUUGUGGUAACAACAUACACAUAGUGUGUAUGAAGAUUUGGGCGGAUCACCAGAAAGAGCUAGAGAAAGAUUCUUUGGUGAAGUGUCCCCUGUGUAGGGAAGAUUUUGCACCGCUGAAGCUCAUUUUGGAGGAAUACAGAAACUGCAAAAGACUCAUGACUUCAGCAGAGAGAGAACAUCUCGACAAACACCUUGGAAUCCCUUGCAAUAAUUGCAGAAUAUACCCCAUUGAGGGAAAUUGCUACAAGUGUACCGAGUGCAGCGAAUACCACCUCUGCCAUCAGUGCUUUAGGAGCUUUUGUCAUUCUGCACAUACUUUCGUUUUCCGAGAGAAAAGAAAUCAGAGAUGGAGAUCAGUUGAACAGGUAGUACAACUAUCAAGUUCAGGAGAAAACCUGAAGAGCAUUAAUCCAGAAGAGAAUUCUAAAGAGGGAAAGGACAAGGAGAAGUUCAUUUGCAUCCCAAAGCACGUAAUGAACACAUUAGCAACUGUCCUGGUUAGAAAAUGUAGCAGUUUACUUGAUCCAGGUUUGCAAUGUAGACUCUGUUUGAAGACCUUUCAUCUGGGUCAGGUUGCAAGGUUCUUGCCAUGUAAUCACAAGUUCCACAGGAAAUGCAUUGACCAUUGGUUGCACAAAGAAAAUGCAUGCCCUAUUGAUGGACACGUUGUGUAUAAUCCAUUAACCUGGGAGGAUGCCCCGAAAAAAGGCAAAGUAAAUCUGUUAGAGUCUCUAGCAAAGAAUAUGCUUACAAAGCAGAUUGAACAGGAGCUUUUUAUACCAGGAACUGGACUGAUAGUCAAGCAAAUGAAACCUGGCUGUCUCCUUGAGAAACCUCAAAGUAGUCUUCAGAGGUUUUGUAACAAGACGACAAGUCCUUUGGAGUUUCAGCAGAAUUUAACUCUGAAAAGUUUCAACUACAUUCAUAUGAGAGGCACUGACUCUAGCCAGAACAGCACACCCAAUACCAGAAAUCUGAAGUUUUCUAGGUAUUGCAAAGGUCUCACUCUUGUUCCAAAGUCUCGUGCUCAUAUGGUUACACAGAAGGCCGCUAUCACUGACUUAAGAGGUGUAUCUGUAAACAGAAGUGCAAAUUAGGUUUGAAGUGCUGAACACAUUUAGGCAUAAAUCCUGUUGCACUCGGUGCAAGUUCUGGGGAAAUGUGCAUGGGAUCACCAUGCAACUCUUGGUUCAGUUUCUAAUUAUUUUUGGAUAUCUCAAGGGAGAUUAAAAUGUGGGGAUACUCCUUGAAUGUUUUUCAACAUGUUAAAAACCUCCCCACUACUAGUUGCUUUUAUUUUAAUAUACAUGUUAUUUGUAUAGAAAUUAUGUCAGUCUACACUAUGCAGAUACAAUUCUGGAAUGUUUAACUUAUUUCCAUUGAUAUAUAAACAUGGUAAGAAACAAAUCGAUUUGGCAUUUCAGAUCUUACGCAUUAUAUUAAAUCUGUUUGAUCCAGUUCUGAGCUGGAGGGAAAGGAAUGGCUGCUAUGCAUAUGUAACCCCAGCCUGAUCUGAUGCCAGCUGCAGCCUCUUCUAGCAGCUGGUGCUGUACCUGGGUUUAAAAAAAAUAAAUCAGAAAUCUCACAGAGCAGAUGUCCAUGAGGAGUAGGGAGCUGGAGUCAUUGUGCCUACAAAAAAGGAACAGGUAUCUUCAGCUAUUCCAAAAGGAUGUGUGUGCGCUCCGCUGAAUUGGAGCCGCUGCUUAAACAGCAUUUCUCUGUAAAUAAAUACUAAUACAAAACAUGUAAUGUGUUGUGGCUGAAUGAACUGAGUUGGAUGAAAGCCAAGAUAUUUCCAGCAAAGAUGCAGAGCUCAUCACAGAGAAUCCGUUAUUGCAUAAGAAAAGAUUACUGAAGUAGGAUGCAUUUAUACUUGAUCCCCUUACCUGAAUGGUAGUAGGUGUGAUUAAUUUCUAAACUUGUAUGAUUGUUUUAGGUACAUGAGCUGCUGGACACCAUUUCUGGGAACUGGGGUCAAGCUUAGCUGAUAAAUAUAUUUCUUGUUAUAGUGUUUUACUGAUGCAACUCAUUUAUUCAGCAAUGUUAAUUUUAAACGUUUACACCAAACUGCAUGUGCAUGUAUUUCUACCCGUAAAUGCAGUCCAUGAAAUGAUAUAAAAUCUCUUCAGAAAA
This is a messenger RNA of Hemicordylus capensis (graceful crag lizard), 2789 nucleotides long. It is a transcript of the gene ZSWIM2, whose product is annotated as zinc finger SWIM-type containing 2. The record is from RefSeq and is a predicted model, not a curated record. The coding region runs from base 143 to 1753 and encodes 536 amino acids. NCBI's taxonomy places the organism in Eukaryota, Metazoa, Chordata, Lepidosauria, Squamata, Cordylidae. Gene Ontology annotation, molecular function: ubiquitin protein ligase activity; zinc ion binding. The transcript is spliced from 9 exons.